Messenger RNA from Helobdella robusta, 675 nucleotides. RefSeq lists its product as hypothetical. The record is from RefSeq and is a predicted model, not a curated record. Gene Ontology annotation, biological process: iron-sulfur cluster assembly. Bases 1 to 675 code for a protein of 224 amino acids. Gene Ontology annotation, cellular component: cytosol. The transcript is spliced from 7 exons. Gene Ontology annotation, molecular function: ATP-dependent FeS chaperone activity; iron-sulfur cluster binding; ATP binding. Lineage: Eukaryota; Metazoa; Annelida; Clitellata; Rhynchobdellida; Glossiphoniidae.
AUGAGAAAUAUAAAGCACAAACUUCUGGUUAUGUCAGGGAAAGGUGGAGUUGGCAAAAGUACUGUUGCUCUUCAAAUAGCUCUUGGAUUGAAGCAACUCAAUUUCAAGGUUGGGCUUCUUGAUAUUGACUUGUGCGGUCCCAGUAUUCCUACAAUGUUGCAAAUUGAAGAUAAACAUGUCUACCAAUGUCAGGAAGGUUGGAUGCCAGUGUAUCCGGAUGAGGAUGAUCAGCGGUUUGCUGUUAUGUCUGUUGGCUUUUUCUUAAAAAGUCGGAAUGACCCUGUAAUCUGGCGCGGCCCAAAAAAAACUGCAAUGAUCAAGCAACUCUUGAAUGAUGUUCGUUGGGGUGAUUUAGAUUAUCUUAUUAUUGACACGCCCCCCGGCACUUCUGAUGAACAUUUGGCUAUUGUUCAGUCACUCAAAGAUUUUGGACCUUGUGAAGCAGUGCUUGUUACUUCACCACAAAUUAUUUCGGUCGGAGAAGUUAGAAGAGAAAUAACAUUUUGCAAAAAAACUCAAGUUGAAAUAAUUGGAAUAAUUGAAAACAUGAGCGGGUACACUUGUCCGCAUUGUUCAGAAUGCACCAACUUGUUCUCAAAAGAAGGAGGCGAAAGACUGGCCAAUUACUUUAACAUUCUAUUUUUGGUAUUUUACAAAUUUUAUAAAUUCACAUGA